AAGCAAGCAUGCAAUGGUUCCAUGUGCAGAACCAUUAGAACCAUUGCAGUCAUAUGUUGUCAAAUUUGAUGCAGAAUCUGGAUUAUUGUGCACGACUGUACAUAAUGACAACUCCUCAGAACCUGACGAACUUGCAUUUGUGCAGCCACUGCCAAUGACUAAAAUGCCCAUACCAGCCCUAAAAGGCAGCCGUGCACAACAUGGAAUUCGUCUGGACAAAAAACUCACUGUAAAAUGGGCACCUGAGGUUUACGACCCGCCUGUUUCCUCUUCAUCCCACACUGUAAAAGGCCACCAUCGCCAUCACCACCAUCACCGUUCUAAGGCGAAGAAAGAUCAUCACAGUCACAAGUACAGCAGGGGGAAGUCAUCCAAGAGCAAUGUGCCUGAGAGGAAGCAUUCAUCACAUAGGAGGAGCAGUACAAGCAGCCUAACAGAUCCCCGUAUCUUGAGGUCUAGUAGGCCACAGCCAAUGUUGAAUAGUUGCGGUCAGUCAAAGGUUGAGCCCCUGGACCUAGCAGUCGGUAACCAUGCAGGUAUUAUGUAUGGUGGAAGCAGCCGUUAUAUGGAGUUGCUUGCUCCUGUGAAACUUACCUCUUUCUGAGGCCUCCUGAAUGGAUAGCGGAAAUUUGGAGGCAAUCAUGUUAGCUGGUAUGGACCCACUUGAAGCCAACAUUUUUGAGUAUCAGGUUAUUUGCUACUAUAGAAACAAAGCUGCUGGUUUUGUUAAUAUUUUUGUCGUCGUAAUUGUUUGAAAACUGGAAAAACAAUUGUUCCUUGUUGGUAUAUUUACUGUAUGCUGAGUGAAAUUCAGACUUCUAAAAUUGGUGAAUGAUAUUGCCAAAUUGUUGUUUGCUUGUGCA
Molecule: messenger RNA, 863 nt
Organism: Asparagus officinalis (garden asparagus)
Lineage: Eukaryota; Viridiplantae; Streptophyta; Magnoliopsida; Asparagales; Asparagaceae
Product: transcription initiation factor TFIID subunit 2-like
Exons: 3
Coding region: 14-604 (196 amino acids)
Source: RefSeq, a predicted model, not a curated record